This is a messenger RNA of Telopea speciosissima, 2921 nucleotides long. Its product is annotated as pentatricopeptide repeat-containing protein At1g62914, mitochondrial-like. The transcript is spliced from 3 exons. Lineage: Eukaryota; Viridiplantae; Streptophyta; Magnoliopsida; Proteales; Proteaceae. Gene Ontology annotation, molecular function: protein binding. The coding region runs from base 69 to 2249 and encodes 726 amino acids. The record is from RefSeq and is a predicted model, not a curated record.
CCACUCUUUUGUAGACCUUGAUUCCUCUCAUGAGACAAAAAAUAGUAAUGCUCUGAGAGGCUCAUUCAAUGGACGCAAAGCUCCCACAGUUUAUUAUCUCCAAGCAAAUUUUCAGAUGGGGUUCUGUAAAUAAAUAUAUUUCUUCGUAUUUAUGCGCAACCCAUUUUCAAAUUUCUACUGAAAAUGAUCAAAACCAGCCAUACAAUAUUGAAUUUCAAUCAAAAGUUGUUCUUUUGAAGAACGAGCUUUACCCAGAUAAACUAAUUCGUGUUUUGGAUUCUACAAACAAUUUGAACGCUGCGGUCAAGAUAUUCAAAUGGGCUUCUCUUCAAAAACGCUUCCGUCAUACUGCAGACACGUAUAGCUGGAUAAUUCUGAAGCUGGGUAUGGCUGGAAAUAUUCGGGAAAUGGAUUUCUUUUGCAAUGAGAUGAUAAAGGCAAAAUGCUCAUAUGCAGAAGAAGCUUUGGUUCCGGUGAUUGAUUCGUUUGUUAGAAAUCAUAGGCUGACAGAAGCUUUAAGGGUUCUCGAGGUAAUGAAAUUGGGUAACUAUAAGCCUUCAGUCAUUACCUAUAAUGUUAUGCUGGGUUCUCUUGUGAAGGAGGGGAGUGAUUUUCAAUCUGUCUUGUUCUUUUAUAAGGAGAUGGUGAAAGCUGGGAUCGUUCCCAAUAUUGAUACAUUGAAUCAUUUGUUGGAGGCACUGUUCCAAGCCAAUAGAAUUAUCUCUGCCAUAGAUCAAUUCAGAAGAAUGAGCAUGAAAGGCUGUAGUCCUAAUAGUAGGACAUUUGAGAUAUUGAUAACCAGUCUUUGUGCUAGAAACCAAGUUGAUGAAUCAGUCUCAUUUUUGAAAGAGAUGUUUGAGCAAAGGUGCAUUGGAGAUAGAAGAUUUUAUAAUAUUACCAUACCUAUUUUUUGUCAGGUUAGUAGGCCAGACCAGGCAAUUAGGUUAUUUAGAAUGAUGAGAUCUUCUGGUUUUGUGCCUGAAACAUUUGUUUAUCGGAUUCUGAUUCAGUGCUUAUGUGAGAACCCAGAGUUGGAUGAGGCAAUUAAGCUUCUUGAGGAUAUGAUAGAAACUGGUUUAACUCCUGAGGCUGAUGUCUAUGUGGAUAUUGUGAAUGGGUUUUGUAAAGUUGGGCAAUUUAGUGAAGCAAGAGACUUUUUGGAUGACAACUCCAUUUCAGAAGUUGAUCCUCACAAUGCUUUGCUCCUUGGUUAUUGCAAUGCCGGUAACUUUUUCAAGGCCUAUAAAUAUCUUCAGAAGAUGGUUGAAAGGAAUAUAGCAGAUAGCUUUUCUUGGAGUAUUCUUAUUCGGAGACUUUGUGAGAAUGGAGGAGUCAGAAAAACUUUUGAAGUUCUCAGUAGAAUGAUCAUAUCGUCGUAUGUCCCUGAGUGUGCUAUUCACUCUGCUCUUGUUGUUGGCCAGUGUAAAGUUAAAAAAUAUGAAUCAGCCCUAGAGCUAUUUUAUUGGGUCCGUGCCAAAUAUUGGCUGUUAGAUUAUGACUCUUAUGCAGAGUUGGUUGAAGGUCUUUGUCAUGUGGCAAAGUUAAAAGAAGCUACUGAAGUGUUGCAGUAUAUGUCUAGCAGUGGAUGCCCUCUCAGAGCUUCCUCGUUGAAUGUGUUGAUUGAAGCUUUUUGUUCAAGUGGAAAGAUGGAUGAAGCAAUCAGACUACGAUUGUUGGCCUUCUCUUCUGGCACUGUAUGUAGUCCUUUAGCAUACACUACUAUUAUGCACGGGUUAUGCAAUACAAACAAUGCAAAAUAUGUUUUAGUUCUCUUCUCGCAAAUGUUGGUCGAGGGUUGUGCUUUAGAUGUAGAAACAUACCAUGUCCUAUUAAAUGGGAUGUGUAUGCAGAACAGAACAAAUGAUUGUGCUCUAUUGUUUGGGCAGAUGGUUGCAAAUGGUUCAGAACCCAAUUCAAAAGCACUAAGUAAAGUGCUGCUUUUUAUGGCCCAUCAUUCUCAGUUGCAUACAAUUACCCACACAAUAGAAAAGCUUGCUUCUAAGGAUGAAGUUCUUCAUCCAGCAAUGUACAAUAUUGUGAUCAAUGGCCUCUUAAAUGAGGGUCAGAAACAUGAGGCCUGUAGGUUUUUGGAUCGGAUGUUGGAAAAGGGGUGGGUCCCUGAUGCUGUUACUCAUGGGUUGUUGAUUGGGACCAUUGGCAAAGAAGAAAUUGAUGGGGGAACCGACAUUCAUGAUAAUUUUAUACUGCAGGAUAAAGUUGGCAACAUACUGGCUGAGGGCUUGGAGUAAGCAUAGGAAGCUCCUUGAUCCUAAUGCUGAUGUGACUCGCUCCAAGGUGUACUUAUCUUUGCUAUACUUAAACUUUGUGACCUUUAAUGGGAACAAAAGUUGGCGUGGUCGAGUGAAUCCUCCCAUGAAGUGGUCAAAAAUACUUUUGAACCUGAGAUUUAUGGCUAAUAAAUAUUUCAGGUUUUUGAGCUCAAUAACAUCCCAGGCCAUCAGUUAUAUGGCAGAACUUUUGUGGGGACUGGGUCAUUCGGAAUUGUCUUUCAGGAAAAAUGCUUGGAGACUGGUAAGCUGCAGCUCGUGCGCCCCAUGGAUCACCCAAAUGUGAUUUCUCUGAAUGCUGUUUUUUUUUCUUUCUAAUUUCUACUACCAGUAAAAAACAAGCUUUUACUCAACCUGGUCAUUGAAUGGGUCACCAAGACUGUGUAUCACUACAGCAAUGCGAACCAGAGGAUGCCAUUCAUCUAUGUUGAAACUCUAGACCUACCUGGUAUAUAUCCAUCUUUUGUUGUGUGUUUUGCAUAAUUUUACGUUUCUUACCCUGCUGUUAACUGAUUUGGGAUGGUCUCCAGAAUUUUAGGGGGCUGGCUUACACUCACACUGUACCUGGAGUUUGGCAUAGGGACAUGAAGCCUCAAAAUAUUGUGGUAUGUUCUUUCUGACUUCUGACAGUGU